Molecule: messenger RNA, 1878 nt
Organism: Peromyscus californicus insignis
Lineage: Eukaryota; Metazoa; Chordata; Mammalia; Rodentia; Cricetidae
Gene: Pex39
Product: chromosome unknown C6orf226 homolog
Exons: 1
Coding region: 1233-1559 (108 amino acids)
Source: RefSeq, a predicted model, not a curated record
AGCUCCUGCCUCCAGGAUCCUGCCCUGUUUGAGUUCCUGCCCUGACUUCCUUCAGUGAUGAACAGCAAUGUGGAAGUGUAAGCUGAACAAACCUGUGUCUUGGUCAUGUUGUUUGGUCAGAGUGAUAGAAACCCUAAGACACAGGGGCUCCCCAGAGCAAACAGAAAGAGACUAGCCAUACCAGCACACUCUAGGUUUGAUUGAGAGGUUCUACUUCAUUAAAUAAGGUGGAAGAAUGAUCUAGAAUGAUUCCUGAUAUCUACCUCCAUAUGCAUGUACACUGUGUGUCCUCACCCCCACCCCACAUUAAAAAAAAAAAUCAAGACUAUAUCGUGAGUUCAAGGCCAGCCUUGGCUACAUCGACCUUGAAAACCCACGGACCGGGGAUAAAGUUGUGGUCCUACCUGCUGCGCCAUCUCACUCCCUUUUUUGUUUUUCACUUAGUGAGUUUUUAAAUUACACCAAUUACGCAUUACUUACUGAUUUCUGGGGUGUGCCAGAUUAAGCUGUUUACUGUUAUUUAUUUACCUCUUUCAGUAUGUAGCCCAGGCUGGCUCCACGGCCCUAGCAUACGGUAUUACAGGCAUGGGUCACUGCAUUCUGUUCAGGCUAGCUUUGACAACUUCAGAAACCUGAACAUCGGAGCCAGGAGGUAUAGCUCAGCAGACACUGUGGGAGAUGGCGAGAGUCCUUGACUCAAAACCAAAACAGGCAACAAAACACACCCCAACAGCGGCAAGAACAAACCAACCCUGCGAUGUGGUGCUUAGUGCACAGUUAACAAGAGAGGUGUGGAGAGAGAGCUCGAGCUCGGGAGCAGCAGACAGAAUCACAGCCUGGACCACAGAGCGAGGCCCGGCCUCAAAAACAAAGACGACUCAGCGGGUCCUGCUGCUGCCUGUGCGCGCGGCUGCACGUGAAGAAGGGAAGCGUUUUUGCAGCUCUGCUUCCGCACACUUGUCCCAGAGGGCAUGAAACUUUACUUUUUGACUCGUCCAUCACUUUUUUUUUCUUUUAUAAUUUCUUCUAAGCACAUCCCACAUUGUGGGAUGAGAGCUGGGGGUUAACCGAGCCUGCAGCUUCAGCAGGAACAGCUCGUGUUCUGGAGGUCAACCCGGGCUAGACCGUUUGGUACGGUCUGAGGUUCCCCCUCCCCUUCCCGCGAAGGUGGUUGCUCCCACACGGCCCGGAAGUGCUCGCGACGGGUCCCGGGGGUGGACUGGUGGCGGGACAUGGAGGUGCGGGGCCGUGUGGACAGUCCGAGCGGAGCACUGGCGUCUGCCGAGCCGGUUCCGGCUUCGGUGACCCUGGCGCAGCUCCUGCAGCUGGUCCAGAAGGGCCAGGAGCUCCCGGGUCUGGAGAAACGCCACAUCACUGCGAUCCACGGCGAACCCACGGCGUCGCUGCUCCCGCGGAGGCCCAAGCCCUGGGAGGACGCGGGCUCGGCCGCAUCGGCCCGCACCGCCGCCCUAGACGCGCGCACGCAGUCCCUGACCGUCGGGGAGCCGGCCUGGGUCAGCCCAGCGGCCCAGCUCGGCCGAGGCCCGGCAGAUGCCUGAGCUCGAGGGCUUUUACCGCCGAGAUCCGGAGGGCGGGACUGGGUCCUGCAAGAACCUGAGAGUCUGGACAGCUGCCACCCUUACGCAUCUUUCUGCAUCUGCGCUGACCUGUCUCAACCGGACCCAGUCUUCCCGGGAGACUCAACGUUGCCCAGGAAUUUUGGGUUUGGACGCUGAAUUUCAACUGCAUACCGUGUUCUAGUCCGUCCGUGUAAUUGAAAAAGCCUGUUUUACCACCUUCAGUCUGUUUCACUUGUCACAGUAACCUCCUGGGCCACCUUCUAAUGAUACUGAUAAAGUAAACCCGAGAACCAAGUCA